AUGAGCCGCCUGACUUCGGCCGUCCCCACUGAGCAGUACCUCGCGGACAGCCAGGUUCUGUUUUAUCUGAAUGACGCCGUGACCCAGCUGCUGGACCACAAGGAGGAGUACACCCAGUUCGGCUUGGUUCGAUACUUCGCCGAAUAUUUCAGCAGCGUGAAGAACAGCAACCAUGUACUCUUCAGGGAGUUUAGCUACAUCAGAGCCACCCAGCACAACAGAGCGUCCUUCAUCAGAGUCUUCUGGAGAUGCUUCAGACAGAUCGGCAAGAGUGGAGACUUGCUGUCCGUGCUGGAGUACAGGUCUCUGCUGCAGUUGCUGUGUCCAGAUUUCCCCCUGGAGGUGGUGCGGAGCGCAGCCAGAAUCGUUCUGAUGGAUGACGCCACUGAUUGUCUGAUGUCGUUCUCUGACUUUAUUUAUGCCUUUCAGCUGCAGUUCUACUACCAAGAGUUCCUGGACAGCGUUCAGGUGAUCUACCAGGAUCUGUUAGCCGGGAAGAGCCCCAACACCGUCAUCGUCCCCACGUCCUCCUCCGUGGAGCAGCUCAUGGCCGUGGCCGCAGAGGAGAACGACAGGGAGGAGCAGCAGCAGGACGGCGUGGAUUCGUCCACGCUGGCUGAGUGCGUGGACGCGCUUUGUGACAGGUUCAAGCACAGCUAUCCCUCCAGGACGUGCACGAGGGAAGUCCUGGAGCAGAUCGAGAAGGUUUCUUACUACGGCUUCCUCAUGAGUCUGGCUAAACAUGAGGGCAUCAACCAGGCUAUCGGAGCGUUACCCAGCAAGGAGGAGCUGCUCAUUGACCCAGAAAUGGACCAGGAACUCGACAAAUUAAUCGCUCAGAUCUCUGUGAGUCCCGGCAGCAACAGCAGCGGCAGCGCCGUGGGGGGGUUGAAGGAGGUGCAGAGGAGGGCCUCCCCACGCAGGAACAUCCACCACCGCAGGAAAAUAGAGGUGGAGAGCGACGGCUCCACCGAGGAGACGGACUCCUCUGAAAACUGAAUCUAAACCUGCUGGUUGGUGCUGGUCCGUCCAUCUUAAAGAGCAGAGUCGCCAUUUUUCAUUACAUAUUGUUUAUUGUUUAUUAAUCAGCAAAUAAAUGUGUUCCUUUUACAACAACAGCUAAUGAAUUACUAGAAACUAUGGAAGAAAUGUAUUCUCAUCAGAAUCCGACUUUUUUUUAAGUUGCUGAAUUUCCAUCCUGCUGCUGUUCCAUGGGGUCAACAGUAAGAACUCUAUGAUGGACAGGAAAGGAGAUUCGGACUGCUGUGCCAAUUUCGGACAGCCUUUAACUCCGACGUCAAUAUGUGACGGAAACGCACGUGAUUAAAAAAAAGAAUCACAUACAUAAUUUGACAGGAUAAAAAUUCAAUCUUAUAAAUUAAAUCUCUAAAAAAAAUCUUAUGCUAAUGAGACUAGAUUUCUUCCACCAUAAAAUCAGAAGAAAGAAACCUCGAGAUGUUACCAAAAAAAUCAAACUUGACGCUACAAUUUGGGGCAAAACUGCUUUCAGCUGACCUUUAAGUGUAGAUAUGUUGCUUUUUUUUCUUUUAAUCUGUAAAUGAGCUUCUUAAUUAAUAUGUAUAUGUAAAAAUCUGUUUUAAUUUUGUGUCCGGUAAUCUUUAAAAUUUCUAGUAUUUAUGGAAAACAGGCUCUAUUUAAAUGUUGACAAUGAAACAAAUAUGUUAUGAAUGUACCUUACAAGCAAAAUGUAGCCUAUUUAUUGUUGAAGAUAUUUAUGAAUUAAGGUAAAAAAUAUAUGAAACGUUUUUUUUAAUCCUUCAUAUCACUAUGUGUUUGCUCUUCAUUUUAAUCCUCUUCAAUGUUUAUGUCAGGUUCUUUUUUUAUUCAGUCCUAUCUCAUAUAGUCAAUAUCAAGCUUUUCGUCUUCAUCUCUGAUUUUCUGCUGGAUAUGACGUUAAACUCUAACACUGCAUCGCUUGCUGACUUCUUAUUAUGACAAUAUAUGAAAUGUGAUUCAGUAUGUAUGCAGCCACUCUCGCACUAAAUAAUAAAAGCUGCCCUAUAUUA
Messenger RNA from Fundulus heteroclitus (mummichog), 2027 nucleotides. It is a transcript of the gene cstpp1, whose product is annotated as chromosome 2 C11orf49 homolog. The record is from RefSeq and is a predicted model, not a curated record. Lineage: Eukaryota; Metazoa; Chordata; Actinopteri; Cyprinodontiformes; Fundulidae. The transcript has 9 exons. The coding region runs from base 1 to 999 and encodes 332 amino acids.